AUGCUUGUAGACAAGACAAUCCAGCAACCUAGUCCUAUCCAAGAGGAAGACAAGAGCAUCCAGAUGCUCGAUGGCACUGUGGAUGUGACGGGUGCCCAACAACAAUCGGUCCCUUUGGCAUCUGCAAAUGAUUUCCCUCCUGAUCACUGGAUCGAGCCCGACAAUGACGAGUUGCCACCUCCACCUCCAUCACCGGCCAUGGCCUCAGAGGACGACAUCUGGUUCUCACCAUUACCUGUCGUUUACAGCCCGCCCUCCCCUACCAUGCCUUCCGGACCCGGUCAAUCCACCCGGCACCCCCUUUCUCAUGACCAGAUGGAGGCCAUGUUGGCCCAAGUUCGUCUUGAGAUGGAGGAACUUUGUACACACAAUCGAUUGGAAAUUGACUUCCGGCAACUUCGCCUGGAGCGUCGAAUGGACCUCACAGAGGCAUCUGACAGCGCCAUGUCAGUGCAGAUUGAUCACAUUGAGCAGGAUAUGCAUGCGCAGCAUGCACUCCUCUCUGAGUGCACCGCCGAAGUAAGAGGCAUUGUCAGGUAUCUCAGGGAGCAGAGAUUCAGUCAAGCAACAGCGUCAAGUCCACCAGCAUUCAAUCCACCCCCCAUCACAGCUCCCGGCCCAUCCAUCAGUGCAUUUGCCCGCACUGUGACCAACAAUGUCUUCACUCCGGAUGUAUCUCGGAUGGGUGCCCAGACUGGUGGUGAUACAUUUGGUGACACUGCAGAUGGCUCACCGGUCGCAAGGCACAACCGGGUAUCAUCCACCCCCACCAACAUCCCACCAUUGACAAUGAGGGAAUCCGGCUCGUCUGUUCCUCCAGUUGGGUCACCACCUGCACAAUCUCUUGAUCUCCCAGUCGCCGGGCCAUCAAGUGUGCCAGCUGAUGCACAGUCCAUCUCAGCUCCUUUGCCACACCCGCAAUAUGGACCUCUGUCACACCAAGGUCGAUCAGUGAGUGCUAGAUAUCCAUGCAAGCCUUCCGGUGAUUGGACACAGUAA
Molecule: messenger RNA, 999 nt
Organism: Suillus subalutaceus
Lineage: Eukaryota; Fungi; Basidiomycota; Agaricomycetes; Boletales; Suillaceae
Exons: 1
Coding region: 1-999 (332 amino acids)
Source: RefSeq, a predicted model, not a curated record